Molecule: messenger RNA, 3905 nt
Organism: Achroia grisella
Lineage: Eukaryota; Metazoa; Arthropoda; Insecta; Lepidoptera; Pyralidae
Gene: Lim1
Product: LIM/homeobox protein Lhx1
Exons: 7
Coding region: 171-1331 (386 amino acids)
Biological process (GO): neuron differentiation; regulation of transcription by RNA polymerase II
Cellular component (GO): nucleus
Molecular function (GO): RNA polymerase II transcription regulatory region sequence-specific DNA binding; DNA-binding transcription factor activity, RNA polymerase II-specific
Source: RefSeq, a predicted model, not a curated record
GCGUGUGUUGUAUCGUUGUUGGUGACGGCGCGCGAAAUCGUCGCGGUGUGUCAAGUGCAGUGCCGUGUAGAGGUGCCGAAGUGGCGGGUUUCCUUGCCUCAGGACGGGGGGCCCAUGCCCCCUUCCACCAACACCACAUUGGUAAAAGACGGGGCGAGGCAGGCGGCGCUAUGGCUUGCGCCGGCUGCGAGAAGCCUAUCCUGGACAAAUUCCUUCUGCACGUGCUGGAACGCGCGUGGCACGCAGCAUGCGUGCGUUGCGCGGACUGUCGCGCGCCUCUUGCCGACAAGUGCUAUUCUAGGGACAACAAACUCUUCUGUAGGAACGAUUUCUUUAGGCGAUAUGGAACGAAAUGCAGCGGCUGCGGCCACGGGAUUUCGCCCUCUGACCUCGUGCGGAAAGCUCGGGAGAAGGUGUUUCACCUCAACUGCUUCACCUGCCUGGUGUGCAGGAAACAGCUCUCGACUGGAGAAGAAUUAUAUGUAUUGGAUGACAACAAAUUUAUAUGCAAAGAGGACUAUCUCGCGGGGAAGGCACCUACGACGCAGCAUUCGGACUCGCUACUAGGUUCAGGUUCAGAUGAGGAGGAAGAAGAUGAAUCGAGAGCAGCGAAUAAUUCGAGUAGUCCAGCGCACGCGCCGCAUCCGGCGCUACAUUCAGACCUCUCUCACAACGGCGACACCAAACCACACGAAGACUCGGAAGAUCAGGGCUCCUUAGACGGUGAUCCCGAAACAAGAGAUUCACAAGCGGAAAACAAAUCACCAGAUGACGGAAAUGGGGGCUCAAAAAGAAGAGGACCAAGGACCACAAUAAAAGCCAAGCAACUCGAGAUACUGAAGUCUGCAUUCUCACAGACUCCGAAACCUACGAGGCAUAUACGGGAACAAUUGGCGAAGGAGACGGGCUUACCUAUGAGGGUAAUACAGGUCUGGUUCCAAAACAAGCGAUCAAAAGAACGUCGUUUGAAGCAGCUCACAUCGAUGGGUAGGGGGCCCUUUUUCGGCUCUUCGCGGAAAAUGCGAGGUUUCCCCAUGAACCUGUCGCCCGGUGGUCUCGAAGAAGGGCCGCCGGGGUUUCCGUACUUCGCGACAGCAGAUGGCAAGUUCGAGUUUGGUUAUGGCCCGCCGUUCCACCAUGAUGCGCCUUUCUUUCACCCUCCCCCGACGAUGCCGUUUAAUCAGCCAGGCGGAAUGGAGACGCUGCCGGGAGGCGAGUUCCCUGAACAGUUCCCGCCCCCAGACCACCUCGUCCUCCCUCGGCCCUCGUCGCCCGAGUUCACCUUCGGCGACGCUCCACCACCUUUGCAUCCUGAGGGUCUGGUGUGGUAGCUGAAGCCAGAGCCGCGAGACUACCACGACUGAUGCGGCUCGACGGGCUACAAAGUGGACUUAUUAAACAGUGUUAUAUAAACUGUGAAGUUAAUAAGACGCAGUGUUAUUGUGAUUUUAGUUUUUCAAGUAAUUUAUGUUAUCUUUCUUACUAGCUUGAUCCGGCCACUUCGUACACGUUUAAAUUACUGUUUUGUUUGUAAAUGUAUUGAAAUUAAACAAACAUUAAAUUUUAAAUACGCUUCUCACAAAAUAAUUAUGAAAACAGUAACCAAAUGGGAAAAGCUGUUUUUGACAUAAGCGUGCAAAGGACAAUUAAACAAAAAUUCUAACUAAUUUGGGUUCAAUGACGUUGACAAAACCCCCCAAAAACAGUUUUUCUUGAAAAUCUUACAUACAGACAGCGAACGGUUACAAUUUUAUUAGUCACUUGAACAUUAGCUACUUUUACUACCGUACUUACGUAAGCGAAAGAAAAACGGCAAAUAUUUACUGUCUCAUUCUAUCUACUUAGUCACUUGUGCAGUAUUUUCAGGUAAAGCAAAUCGUUAAAAGCAUCUCCAAGGCUAUCUUACAAUUGUUUUUCCUCUAAUACGAUUCCAAUGGACUUCCUAAUGGGUUCUAAAAACGCAUCCUCAUUUCAUCGAUUUGCUAUCGGCAAGGUUAUGGCGGUGGAUCCAAUCGUUUGCGUAGGUAUUACAGUGAUGGGCUUUGGUUUAACUCAUUACCAACAAGUUAGUUCCAGUAUUUCUUACUUAAGAACAAUUGCUUUUUAAUUGUUGAAUUUUUCAAUGAUUUUUUUAAUGUAAUAAUUUUAUUUUUUUAAUUUUUAAUUUACUUUUCACUAACUAAAUAUGUUAGUACAUGUUUAUCCAUAAUUUUCUCUUCCUUAUUCAUCAUAUUAUUAUUACGUUGAAUUUUAUUUGGAAGAUCCGUACUACUAUUUUCCACUAUCACUCGUAUUUGCUCCCAAAGAACAUUUGUAGGAAAUCCGUAUACUAACGUUUUAAAACAACUGUAAUUCUAGUAAAUUUAUUAUUUCAGUAUAUAUUUGGAUUACCUACGUAUUAAUAUUACGUAUGUUUUUAACGAUUUGAUCUUUAAAUGAGAUGACCAGAGUUGACAAUAUUGUUGAUAUAACUUUAAAGUCGUAUUUUCUUAGCCAAUUCUCUCUUAUUUUCCAUUAACUAAUAUAUCAGACAUUUGACAGAUUAUAUAUAAAUAAAUUGUUGUUUUCAAAGAUACAGACGCACGCAGACGCAUUAUUUCAUUUUCUUAGAUAUUAUUUCAUAUAUGUAAAAAAUAUGAUUGUACUAUUCUUAGUAUUAGUCCAAUACUUUAUUUAUAUUAAUACGAAGGUAUAUAAUUAUUGUGAAUAUAUAGCGACACUGUGAAUACUUAGUGUAAGUGUACAGACAAAGUUUUAUAAUAAAUAAUUAUAAUUUAUUGAGUUAUUAAAAUUAUUUAUUUAAAGGCCUCUAUGGCGUUAUCUUGGUAAAGUUAUGGAAGGAUUUUGGUUCCUAUAUUAAUAUAGAUGGCAAUUCAACGCAUUUUGUUUUUUGUAUAUUAAUAAAUGUAUAUUACUAUGGAUUAAUUGUUUAAAAUAAGUACAAUCAAUUUAGACAAUUACUAAGAGACACUUGUGUAAAUAUUAUAAAAUGUAAAUACAAUAUAUGAAAACGUGAAAUUGUAUGAUAUUAUAUUAAAUAUUACAUUAAGUGUAACAACCGUAAAUAUCUCAACUUUUUUUUAAUUACUGAUCAUUUCAAGUUAUUUUUUUAAAUUAUAUAAAGUACUUACAUUGUGCUAUAAAAUUAUUAACAAAACCUUCAAGAGUUUCAUAUGAAGAUUUUGUUAAAAACUUUAGUAUAAUUUAAUAUACAUACUUAUAUAUUUUGUUUUGCAUAAGUCUCUACUAUUGUAGCUAUGAUUUGGAUGUGCUUAAUUAUCCAAUUAAAAUGAAUAAUAAGUAAUUGCAUUGUAAAUACUUACAUUUUAAAGGCGAAACAUUUUUGAAUGACGAAUGAAUUUUCAUACAACAAUAUACUUGCAAUAUUUAUUAUGUUCUUAGUCACGAAACACAUUAGAAAUACAUGUAAAAAAGUAACGGGUGUACUUACUAUGUAAAUAUAACAGUUAUGGAACUAUUAAUGACUGUCACGCGUAACAGUUAAAAAGAUAUUAUAUUACAAUAUAUACCUAUAUAUAUAUAUAUAUUAUUUAAAUGGAAUUAUGAAUAUAUAAUGUCAUAUACUGGCUGGUAUUGCAACGAUAAUGAAAAAAAAUAUGACAUUUUUUAUUCUAAUUUUAUUGCUGCCAGUAUUAAAAAUCUGUACAAAUACCAAGUAGGUAUACCUACAAUAGAAAUAUUAUAUACCUACAUAUACAUAAAGGAUAUUACUUUAUUUAUUACCAUAGUUGUAUCUGUUUUACUUCGUGACUCUGAACGUAAUAUUAUAUAUCUGUGAAUCAAGAUUAAUUAGUAUGUACAUUAGUGUAAGUGUUAAUAUCCGUACAUACUUGUCUAUCUGUAUUUAGGAUACAAAUAAAGUAUAAUGGAAUUGUCUGUAAGAA